Molecule: messenger RNA, 1091 nt
Organism: Porites lobata
Lineage: Eukaryota; Metazoa; Cnidaria; Anthozoa; Scleractinia; Poritidae
Source: the annotation of a GenBank genome assembly
AAGCGCUGCCCAACUUGUGAUGAAGAUUGCCCUGUAGCUGUGAAGAAGUGUAGGAACAGGGAAUGUGACUAUACGUUUAAAAAGAAAAAGAAGGACUGGGAGAGGGUGAAGAAGCGAGGAGUGAUUUCGCCCAGACAUGAGAGGGAGAAACUUGAAUACAGAGUAGGUAUUUACAUUGUAGAGAUGCACUAAAAACCAGCAAGUAAUAACCUGUAUUUUCCCAAUUAAGUUAGCCAAAAAAAGUUAUUACAUAAAUGGUUAAAGAGGUUCUCAUUUUCUGAAGGAAAAGAAAAUACAUUUUCGCUAAGAGUAUGUGGUGGUAUUUAAACUUAUUCCGUAUACAAAAUCUAUGUACUCUUACAUUGCAAUAAAUAUUUUAGUGAUAAGACACCUAUUUUUUUCAAAGAGGAUCCUGAUUGCUUACUUACCUUCUUUAGCCAAGGUUACAAAACGUUUUAUAGAUUUUAGAAAAUACGAGGCCUGCGAAUACAGCAAUUUCUCCUCGUUCGAAUUGUCACCGGAGAUGUUUCCCUAGGAGAAAUGUCUGUCCCACACAAGAAGCACCCAUAUUAUUUACAUAGUUGUUGUUUUUUAAACAAAAACCCACUGUGAAGUAAGCCAAAAUAUACUUGUGGCAAUAACAAAAUAAAAUUAUCGUUGUGUCCCCAGUUAGUGCCAAGAGGUACUAGAACAAUUAGACACUUUAAUAAAGGUUAUGUAUGUAUGCAUGUGUGCUCUUCAAUUAAAUGAAUUGAGUGCUCUACGAAAUACAGUCUACCCAGAAUACAAGUAUGUUUGUAUGUAUGUAUGUUUGCUUUUAUCAAUCAUUGGUAUUUUCAGUUAUCACUUAGGUUUCUAUUUUUUGUUCAUUAUUGGUUGUAAUUGAUAUUAAGACGUUAUUAUUAAUAUAAACUUUGCAUGAGGGUUGCGAUUACAAUGUAGUUGUUUUACACCACUGCAAACAUGCCAAGGGAAAUUCAAUUUUCCCUUAUGCCACACCGGGGAAAGCUUUUGAAUUUCUUGGAGAUCGCUCCAAAGACCACCCACCAUCUGAUGAGGGCCGUUUCUUCCUCCAAAUGUUUUCGCAGUUU